Molecule: messenger RNA, 2502 nt
Organism: Hypanus sabinus (Atlantic stingray)
Lineage: Eukaryota; Metazoa; Chordata; Chondrichthyes; Myliobatiformes; Dasyatidae
Product: protein shisa-5-like
Exons: 5
Coding region: 103-612 (169 amino acids)
Source: RefSeq, a predicted model, not a curated record
AGUGCAUGAGCUACACUAACUUUCUCAUUCUCUUCUGCAGGCACAGGAGAAACACAUCUCAACUGAGCUCUCUAAAAGACUAGAAAGAAAAAAUCUGUAGAAAUGAUGCGCUGGCAGACUACGUAUUUGUUGAUUGUUUGCAUGGUGGUUCAGUCUUCUGCUUUAGAUGUGGAAUGCAGCUUCGGUUUCACAGGAGUGAGUUGCAGAGAGAGCAACACCACUCAAAAGAUAUUAAUUGGAGUUGGUGCGGUCCUUGCUGCUGGAGUGGUGAUUGCGAUCCUGACCUGUUGCUGCUGUGGUUGCUGUGCCUGUUGCCGAUCUGAACCGCGCCAUUCCACCGUUAUGAGCACAUCAGCUACCACAGUGGUGCCAAUAAACUAUGCGCAACCUAUCCAGACGUAUCCAGUCUGCCAGGGCUACCAACCUGUGCCAGUUCAUCCAUUUCCUGCACAGCCGCCCAUGGGUCCAGCUCCUUGCAGCCAGUCUUAUGCAAUGGAACCGCAAUGUCACGGACAACCACCUUCAUACCAAGAGGCUGCAUCUGCUGAACAACCUUUAUAUCCUGCUGCGGGACAUUCUUCAUACCAUCCUGCUGUAAAGUGCCUUCGUUGAUGUAGUGCAACCUGGAAUGUGAAAACAUUGCUAGCUUCACACUAAAAAGCUUCUAUCUGCUUUCAUUCUUCCUAGUAGUCUUCAACUAAGCAGCCAAGGAUGGAUUUUGAGAAGUUACGGUGAAAAUCUAAACAGACAAACAUGCCAGGAAGAGUCAGGGGAAAUUAUAGUUGGAAAAAAUUAUUAUAUGUUUCCCAAUGAACAAAUUACAAGACUCAAGAUUACUUGUCAUCUGCUCAUUGAAGCAUACAGUGAAAUGUGUUUAUUGUGUUAACAAUCUAUUUGUGCAAUGUAUUUCAAAUACCAUUUCUAGUAAGUAGAAACUUCUUCCUUCUACUUUCAAGACUAAAGCCAAGAUUUUUGGUAGUUAGUUACUUCCCAGUAGGCUGUUGGCAUUUAUGGCAGCAGUGAAGAUCCUCCAUUGAUCUGUCCAUGGCAUUCCACACCAAUGUAGGAUUCUUCAUUGCUGUUUAUAUAACAAUAUUUUUUGACCAGUCAGGGUUGUUUGCCCUGAGCUGAACCAUCAAACCUGGGGAAGCCUGCAGGCCACUCUUAGUUUGGCCUCUGCUCUUUGCCCUGUUUGGCAUGGGUGACCCAAUCAAGUGCUAAAGCACAAGGUUUGGGCUCGAGUCAAUGUAGCUCACUGAGUCAUUGAGACACACAAGCCACCAAACCCUACGACAAGGUUGUGGUCCUCUUGGAGGAAAGUUUUUGGUCCUUAGCACAAGCUGUAUUCCUUCUGGGACCUUCACUCCGAUUCAGAUUCACUUAUCAAUCACAUACACAUCAAAACAUGCAGUAAAAUGUGUUAAUUGCUUUAACAAUCAACCCACCUAGGGAUGCGCUGGGUGCAGCCCGCAAGUAUUGCCACACAUUCCAGUGCCAAUAUAGCAUUCCCACAAUGCUCUACAGAUCAACACAGAACACAGCAAGUAACAAAACCACAACAGCAAAACAAGCCCCUUUCCUCCAAACACUCCCAGCCACCCACUCACAAUGACAGUCCUCCAACUCCAGUUGUCUUUAAUUAUUUGUUAUCCUCAGACUUGGCUGUUUCAAAACUCUCCAGGCCAACUUCCUAUGAAGCCUCUACAAAGUCGAGCAUCCAUAACUCUGCCACCUUAAACCCAAACUUCUCUUCCUUGCAUUCAAAUCCCCUGUUCCUCAAUGUGUGAGUUCACCUAUAGUGUCCUCCAGCCUCCUACUCCCCUUCAAUGUUAGCCUUUUGAAUUUACCUGCUAUGCCAUUUCAGGCCUACCAUCAGAUGCCUGCCUCUAACCACUUGGACUUGCCUGUCCUUUUCUUGUCCCCGUUUUUUGAAAGGUUGUAUUAAUUCCACCUCCUUAACCAAACUUUUGUCCAGCUAUACUAUUAACACCCUACGUAUAGUGAAAGUGCAAUAGCAGAUCAAACCAAAGAAUUACUAUGCCGUGGACCAUUUCCCUGACAUAAACAAAUCUAGGCAGUGGGCCUACUUGAUUUCACCACACAAGGGAACUCAGGUAAAGGAGUGAUUUAACAUGACAAAUUAUUGGUAACAAUUUCCACCUUAUUUUUAUGGUAUCAUGCUAAAUAUCACAAAAAAUACUACUUUCCAAUAAUAGCAUUCUUUACAUUUCUUGUAUCUUUAUUUUAAUAUCAAUAUUGUUUGCCAAUUUCUUGCUUUAUGAUGUGCAAAGCAAAGACCAUAUGUAAAAGUCUGUAGUGGAUUUCAGUAAUGUAAUUGAGUAAUUUAGAUUUAGACUGUGAGCUACACCGCGAAUGAUGGUGACACUAUAUUUUGCUUUAGUUUACAUGAUGUUACUUUAGCUUUUGCAAAUUUAAAGUCUGUUUUGGAACCUGCUGAUAUUUUCAGAUAUAUGCUUCUUUCAAUAAACUUUUUAUUUUGUC